This is a messenger RNA of Striga asiatica, 351 nucleotides long. NCBI's taxonomy places the organism in Eukaryota, Viridiplantae, Streptophyta, Magnoliopsida, Lamiales, Orobanchaceae. The record is from the annotation of a GenBank genome assembly.
AUGGGGGGCCCUGUUGACAAUGAGGAGCUAUCGGCGGUACUCGCAUCAAAGCAAGACUCGCAUGGGAAAGAGGAACAGGACACGCAACAGAAGCAAGAAAUAAGAAACUCAGUCAGGGGCAGGACAUACCAUCUUAGCAUCUUAGCAACAGAUGCAGUUAAAGGAGUUAUCAGUGAAGUAGCACCCCUCGCUUACCUAUGUUGUGUUGCAGUUAAAGCUGUUAAGUCAGUUCAUGCAGUCCGGUAUGCAACUAAGAUGGUACCAUACUAUCUAUGGGUUACUACUUCUGUCCCCAUAAAGGAAGUAGUAUUAAAGAUCGAGAAGAAGCUCGAUAUAAUUGACCAGAUGUAG